UAAACAAGACCAAUAUUGCCAUCCCUUCGACCUUAUUCUUGUCUAAUUCCUUCAUUUAUGCAAUAUCCUCAUUUAUACAAGAGCAUUUUGAUUUCUUUGCUUAGCAUUUCAGCGUCAUCGUCGUGAUAUCACAAAAUCCAGACAUUUUCUGUGCCACAUCAACAAGCAAGCAACCAAUACAACUACUACCGUACCAACAGCUGGUUUAUUUACAUCGGCGCUUUUAAACAAUCUAUACAUAUACCAUCAGUUGCAGAUUCCUUUCACCUUUCACUAAGAAUCACUUCUUGAUACCUUUCAAGUCUGUCCUAUCUUCCCAGAACCGGGUUUGAAGUAGAUUUUGAGCAUUGGAUUGAACGACGUUCACCUUACCGACCAACCUUGAAGGUUCUUUUUUUGUUUGCGAAGAUGGCUUCCGCUACGAUGAGACCAAGUACACCACCACCUUCCAGUUCCCUCAAAACUCCAUCAACACCACGAUUCGGUUACGAUGAUAAUUACGAACCGUAUUCACCCAGAAAAUCAAGUCGAGUAGCCUCAAGGGCAAUUCGUAACGCGGUUACUCCACCACCUCCAUCUAUUAAACAUAAUAUUCGCAACAGUCUUUCUACUCCGCAAUCAACACCUCGAGUCGCCAGAAAAGUUGUCUUCUCUGGUACACCUCAACAUAUUCACUCGUCGCCGCCUAAAUCUCCUCAAAUUGCGACUAAACGACGCGCACCUAAAUCGUCUACCACAAUUGCCGGCCGACAAGUUUCUGGCGCAUUAAAUCUCGGCAGCACAACAUCCGCAGCUACAGCUCUCGGUCUCACUCCUAAAGAUAAGAAAAAGGAGCAAAAAAUGGACAACCAUCAACGAUCUGGUGCGAUGGUUCGCGGCGACGGUAUGCUGCCAACACCUUCUAAAACCCCACGCCAUCCCAAACAAACGGAGGAAUUGAAGCAAGGAAUUAAUGCGGUUUCACGUACUCUUUUUACCUCGAUCCAUGCCGACAAUUCUGCGGAUGCGAUGCCAAAACCCAAGAAGAAUCGCAAGAGAUACGAUAAUUUUGACUUUGGAAGCUCAUCUGCAGAUGAACCAAUUGCUAUAUUCACCGACUCUGAAGACCGCAUUCCAGAGGUUGACAGCCAUGUCGAUAAUCCUUUUCUUGGUAGUAGCCCUCCACAAAAUACUAGAGGCAGAAGCCGCAAACCCAAGUUGAUUCACGUUCCAGGAGAGGAGGAUCAAACUAUGGAGCAGCUCAUGGGUCGUGAGGAUGGACAUGUUUCUAAUUUCCGUGGUAAACUUAUUUUCAAGAAGAAUUCAAACGCCUCCGCAAGUCACAGUCCAACCCGAGGUGCAGGUCGUGCUGAAGUUAUGAUUCUCGACCAAAGCUUUGCAGGCGAAUUUAAUGGACCUGUUACUCGUUCAUGCAGACGUCAAUUGUUCACCAACAAUCGCAGAGCUCCCGUCAUUCCACAAGUCCAAGUCACCACCGAAGACGAAGAGGAAGCUUUGACUGAUAUCGAGGAGAAAUUCGACACCGAUGCGACAGAGAGUGAUGCUGGACUACGCACUCCAUCCCACAUCCAAGGUCUUAUGACGCCGGAUGCACCAAGAUUUGGACCAUCAUCUUCACCAACUAUCAAAAGAGCUACACGUGCUACAAAGAGAUAUGAUGUUGUCGAUUCGCCAGUAACUCCUCCACGCCGUGGCCGCUCCCACGUUACUAGCCCAUCCAAGUCCUCUGGAAGUGACAACAACUUCGAACGCGCAACCAGAAAGCGAGACGGAGAAUCUGUUUCAAGACCUACCGAGGAAGUGAAGAGAGCACGCAACUAAGAUUCUCUUAGAAUUCUGGUUAUUACUUUUUUAUUUGUUUAAGGGAUAUUGGAACGAAGAUUGAAUGCAUAUUGGUGAACGCAUGGGACGGGACUGGGUGGGAGUUUUUCACAGAGAUUCUCGAGAUAUCCUCUCAUGAACUUUCUUUGAUUGCAGGAACCUGCAGUGUUUAUUUCUUUUAAUCACCUACUUGAUGCUUUUUACUUCUUAACGGUCAUUCCUGCAUGAUUUGAUGGGUUCUUCGAGGCCAUCGCACAUAGCAGAAUUUGGACCCCUUCCCGCGCACCUUUUUUGUAAAAUACCAGGCAAUGGCGUUUUCAGUUUUUAGGCAUAGCGAGAAUUGGCCUACUACUGUACCUAACGAGAUAAAAUGAUGAUCAAGCACAUUCUUAAACGU
Messenger RNA from Botrytis deweyae, 2218 nucleotides. RefSeq lists its product as uncharacterized. Bases 409 to 1821 code for a protein of 470 amino acids. The transcript has 2 exons. The record is from RefSeq and is a predicted model, not a curated record. Lineage: Eukaryota; Fungi; Ascomycota; Leotiomycetes; Helotiales; Sclerotiniaceae.